Messenger RNA from Salmo salar (Atlantic salmon), 7564 nucleotides. Its product is annotated as inositol hexakisphosphate and diphosphoinositol-pentakisphosphate kinase 2. Gene Ontology annotation, cellular component: cytosol. The record is from RefSeq and is a predicted model, not a curated record. Gene Ontology annotation, molecular function: inositol hexakisphosphate kinase activity; 5-diphosphoinositol pentakisphosphate 1-kinase activity. Gene Ontology annotation, biological process: inositol phosphate biosynthetic process; inositol metabolic process. NCBI's taxonomy places the organism in Eukaryota, Metazoa, Chordata, Actinopteri, Salmoniformes, Salmonidae.
GCCGUUAAACCUCAUCAAAGAAGAAGGAAAAUCAAGUGGGGUUGCGCUUGCAAGCUGUCAAGGGGGAAAGAAGCGAAGAGACAUCAACAAAAUUAUCUAGCCACUUCGAUUCUGUCUUUCUUGGACAAGCAUAGAGGAAUGGCUUGUGGUCCCAUUAUAGUUGGAUCUGCCCAUACUAGCCCUCAGGCCAGGCCUGAAACAUGAUCUUCAACUGCUGAGUAAAGAAUGAGGCCUCAGCAAUCCCACCCCAGAAACACCAUCACCACUACUACUAGCAUAGUCUGUUACACACACAUUACAACUUAACCCUCAACACCUUCCCCAGGACCAGCUCUUGUAUCCCCUUCUCUUCCUCACCCAAUCCCCUACCACCCCAACCACCCCAACCCAAUACACCCCACCUCACCAAGCUUAGCUUAGCCCACCUCGAGACUGGAGAGUCACCACCUGAUCAGCUCCUAGGCCCUGUGCGCCUCCAUUGGUGGCCCUCCCCGGCGGUGUGUUGGUGUGCAAUGGCGCGGCGGGACGCUGAGGGCUGCCGCCGGGGACUGUGAUGUCAGAGCCCGCCAGCCCGGGCGAGAGCCAGCGCUGCGCUCCCAGAUUCUUCGUGGGCUGCGAGGACGAUGAGAGCGAGGGCCUGGAGGACUACGACGGCUGCAGCAUGAGGACAGACAUGGAGCUGCACGAGGACGCAGACUCGCCCCCGGAGCGACAGAUCGUGGUGGGGAUCUGUUCCAUGAUGAAGAAGUCCAAGUCUAAGCCCAUGACCCAGAUCCUGGAGCGGCUGUGCAGGUUUGAGUACAUCACUGUGGUCAUCUUCCCCGAGGACGUCAUUCUCAACGAGCCCGUGGACAAAUGGCCCCUGUGUGACUGCCUCGUCUCCUUCCACUCCAAAGGAUUCCCGUUGGACAAGGCAGUGAGCUACGCCGAACUUCGAAACCCACUGCUCAUCAAUGACCUGAACACACAGUACUACAUACAGGACAGGAGGGAGGUGUAUCGUAUCCUGCAGCAGGAAGGCAUCGAUCUACCACGCUACGCUGUGCUGAACCGCGACCCAGAUAAACCAGACGAGUGUAACCUAGUCGAAGGAGAAGACCAUGUGGAGGUGAAUGGAGAGGUGUUCCCUAAACCCUUUGUGGAGAAACCCGUCUGUGCUGAAGACCACAACGUCUACAUCUACUAUCCCACUUCAGCGGGAGGGGGAAGCCAGCGCCUCUUCAGAAAGAUCGGGAGCCGGAGCAGUGUGUACUCACCAGAGAGCAACGUGAGGAAGACUGGCUCCUACAUCUACGAAGAGUUCAUGCCAACGGACGGGACGGACGUUAAGGUGUAUACGGUGGGGCCUGACUAUGCCCACGCUGAGGCCAGGAAGUCUCCUGCCCUGGACGGGAAGGUGGAGAGAGACAGCGAGGGGAAGGAGAUCCGCUACCCCGUCAUGCUCACCGCCAUGGAGAAACUAGUGGCCCGCAAGGUCUGCCUGGCAUUCAAGCAAACAGUGUGUGGCUUUGACCUUCUCCGAGCCAACGGUCACUCCUACGUCUGCGACGUCAACGGCUUCAGCUUCGUCAAGAACUCCAUGAAGUACUACGACGACUGUGCCAAGAUCCUGGGUAAUAUAGUGAUGAGGGAGCUAGCUCCUCAGUUCCACAUCCCCUGGUCCAUCCCUACUGAGGCUGAGGACAUCCCCAUCGUCCCAACCACAUCUGGCACCAUGAUGGAGUUACGCUGUGUCAUCGCAAUAAUCCGCCACGGAGACCGAACUCCUAAGCAGAAGAUGAAGAUGGAAGUGCGGAAUCCCAUGUUUUUUGAAUUGUUUGACAAAUACGGGGGUUACAAGACAGGGAAAUUGAAGCUGAAGAAGCCCAAACAACUGCAGGAGGUACUGGACAUAGCUCGGCAACUGUUGCUAGAACUGGGUGAUGGAAGAGAAGACUGCGAGAUCGAAGAGAAGAAAUCCAAACUGGAGCAGCUGAAGACCGUUCUGGAGAUGUAUGGCCACUUUUCCGGGAUCAACAGAAAAGUGCAGAUCACCUACCUACCCCAUGGGCAGCCCAAAACAUCCAGCGAGGAGGAAGACACACGUAAGGAGUGCCCUUCUCUGCUGCUGGUGUUGAAGUGGGGAGGGGAGCUGACCCCAGCAGGCAGGGUACAGGCUGAAGAGCUGGGCAGGGCCUUCCGCUGCAUGUACCCCGGAGGACAAGGAGACUACGCUGGGUUCCCUGGCUGCGGGUUGCUACGGUUACACAGCACGUACCGACACGACCUCAAGAUCUACGCGUCUGACGAGGGCAGAGUGCAGAUGACCGCCGCAGCUUUCGCCAAGGGUCUGCUGGCGUUAGAGGGAGAGUUGACGCCCAUCCUUGUGCAGAUGGUGAAGAGUGCCAACAUGAACGGCCUGCUGGAUAACGACAGCGACUCGCUCAGCAGCUGCCAACACCGCGUCAAGGCCCGUCUCCACGAGAUCAUGCAGAAAGACCAGGAGUUCACCGAGGAGGACUACGAUAGGCUGGCCCCUACAGGUGCAGCCUCUGUGGUUAACUCUAUGAGGAUUGUGGAGAACCCUGUGAUGACAUGCGACCAGGUCUACACACUCAUCCAGAGUCUCACCUCCCAGAUACGCAAGAGACUAGAGGACCCCAAAUCUGCAGACCUGCAGCUGUACCACAGUGAGUCUCUGGAGCUGAUGCUGCAACGCUGGUCCAAGCUGGAGCGGGACUUCCGGAUGAAGAGUGGCCGCUACGACAUCAGCAAGAUCCCGGAUAUCUAUGACUGCGUGAAGUACGACGUGCAGCACAACGCCACGCUGGGCCUGGAGGACACACUGGAGCUGUUCAGGCUGUCCCGAGCCCUCGCCGACAUCAUCAUACCACAGGAAUACGGCAUUAACAAAGUGGAGAAGCUGGACAUAGCGUACGCCUACUGCCUGCCUCUGGUCAAGAAGAUCCAGCUGGACCUCCAGAGGACCCACGAGGAUGAGUCGGUCAACAAACUCCAUCCACUGUACUCUCGAGGAGUGAUGUCACCAGGUCGCCACGUGCGGACACGUCUGUACUUCACCAGCGAGAGUCACGUCCACUCUCUACUCAGCACCUUCCGCUAUGGAGGCCUGCUCGACGAGGAGAAGGACCAGCAGUGGAAGCGGGCGAUGGACUACCUUGGUGCCGUUUCUGAACUCAACUACAUGACCCAGAUAGUUAUCAUGCUGUAUGAGGACAACAACAAGGACCCGUCGUCAGAGGAGCGUUUCCAUGUGGAGCUUCACUUCAGCCCUGGGGUCAAAGGUUGCGAGGAGGAGGAGAAAGCACCAAUGGGCUUCGGCUUCCGUCCCGCUUCUGCAGAGAAUGAUCAGAAACAGACAGACCCUGGCAGCUUGGAGGAUCUAUCACGUGAUGAGCCCGACCGGGCCCUGCCACUCUCUGAGCCAAUGGGCAUCCACCGGAGAUCCCCUCUGAUUCGCAACCGGAAGACUGGGUCUAUGGAGGUCCUGUCGGAGACGUCUUCAUCCAAAGCAGGCAGCUACCGUCUCUUCCCCUCCUGCUCUCGCCAGUCCCCUGAGAUGAAGCAGAGUGGUCUAGGAUCUCAGUGUGCGGGACUCUUCAGCACCACUGUCCUGGGAGGCUCCUCUAGCGCCCCCAACCUGCAGGACUACGCGCGCACACACCGGAAAAAGUUCUCCUCAGGCAGCCUGUCCUAUAAAGACGAGUUGUUGUCUAUGCCGGCAGUAAAGAGAUUUUCUGUGUCGUUUGCAAAGCAUCCGACUAAUGGCUUUGAAGGCUGCUCCAUGGUGCCCUCCAUCUACCCACUGGAGACGUUGCACAACUCGCUGUCCCUCAAGCAGGUGGAUGAGUUCAUCACCGCCGUGUGUGAGACUGGUGGAGAUGCCCACUCCAGGACCACAAGAGCUCUGUCGGCCAUGUUUGACUCUCAGAACCAGCCGUCGGUGGACUCCUACAUGCCUCAGAGAGUCCUCUCCUCCUCCGUAUCACCCCGACAGCGCUCUGACAGACCUCCCUGGUACAGCAGCGGUCCGUCCAGUACAGUGUCCAGCGCUGGCCCCUCCUCCCCCACCACGGCAGACGCCUCCCCCCAUUUUAGCUUCAGCGACAGACGCCCUUCACCCCCCCAGGAGAUCGAGGAGAUCCACUCCUGCCAUCACAACACAGGCCAGCAGGCCCCUACUGCUGGCCCCCAAACCCCCCAAACUCUCCAAUCCCACCAGCCCCACGGAGGACCCGACCACCCCCUGCCAGACACCCCCAGAAGACAAUCCUGAGGCCCCAGCCAGCCACCUGCCCCUGAGUGGGAACUCUGAAACAAGGCAGGAGGAGCCAGGCGAGUCCCCUGCUUCAACUGAGGCCACUUGCGGUGAAGUUCCAGACCUCAGCCCAUUGAGCCCGUCUUCCCCACUGGCAGACCUCUCUCUGGGCCGUAUGGACGAAUACCUCCCCGGUUCUCUCCCGGUGCUCCUGGAGCUCAGAGAGAGCGGCAGUGAGGCAGGAUCCAGCGCACAGACGCCCCAGUCCCCAGAGGGGCCUGACGAGUUCUUUGACACCCAGGAGACGGUGGAGAUGUGGAGGGGCAGCACGGGGAGCCUCCCCCAUUCUGGGAUGCCACUAGAGGUGGGAGCCCCUCACGCGUCAGAGCCCUAGGUGGGGGCUCAGAGAACCAGAGAAGGAGCCUAGGUCUUCUAAGAGGCUAGAAGGAAGUAAGGUAGAACUUCUAGGGGGCUGGAAGGAUGCUUCCAGGAAGCCCUUCAAAAACUCUUCAGCCAGUUCCAUGUGGUGAACCCCCAGUGGGGCAUCCUAGUGACCUAGUCUUAGACCAAGGCUUGUAACUUAUGUCUGGUGAAUAGUGGAUCGGGCUGCUACUUCUUAGUGUUUCUCUACCCUGGUCGUGUUCAUUAGGCACAAAAACUGAGGAAAAGGGACUGAAAAUGGGAGAGACUUCCUGGACUUGUCCAUUAACAUACGAGCAUUUUCUAUUUCCAUUAAAAAACGUUUUAAAAUGUUUUCCGUGGCCUGCCGUAAUGAACACGACCCCAGUCUCUCUCCCACAGCUGUCUGUGAACCAGCCGUUGUAGGAGAACUCAGUAUGAUCAUAGAACUACCACCUAGUACAGUACAACAUCCUUAUCAUGACUGUCAUGUAUGGAUGUUUUUGUUACUGUGUCCGAUAGAAAGCCACUUGUUCUGAAGUGAAGCUUUGAUGUUGCUGGUGUAAACAGUUUAUAAUGGGUGACAUCUUCUAUCCACUGAACAGCCCUCAGUGUGCACCAUUGUGGAGAUCUCGCCAAAUAUAACUGAAACAUUUAAAUUUGACGGGUGGGCUCGCAUAUUGCAUCAUGUACAUUGCUACAUACAUACCGUUUACUAUAGCUAGAAUUGCAGCAUGUCCACCAACUCAUGGACAUUGUAAAAGGAGAUGGUUUGAGAGACAUCUCACUUCAAGUAUUGUGAGUAAUACAUUUAUUUUUCCUGCUGGGAAAUGUACAUGUCAAAAUGUGUUGGAAAAUGUGUUUAUUAUAUGUAUAUUGUGUUGCAAUGUAAUUUAAACAAAAUUUCAUCAAGUUCGGCUUCGGCAAACACAAACAAAGCCGUUUCGAAAUGCAUUUUCAGUUUGCAACUUUAUUGCAGUAUAUUGAAAUCAUGGUCUUGUCACACAUUGAAAUGAUAAAUGCACCACAUGACUGGUCUGUGACGUUUCAUCAAACAGAAGAUGUCACCCUGUGUGUUUCCCCAGUUGUCCUAUUCUAGGUGAUCCUCUCCCUGUGAUGGUCUGUAUCACCAUUAAGGUCUGUUCACUUGAUAUGCGCCACAACUGUAUUGCAUCGAGCCAACAAGAGCCAAGCUAGGCUCUUAUCAGCACGCUGAGCUCCGAGAUAAAGUCUAUUAAACUCUGAUCUUGCGCUGCACCCGACCAAGCAGCGCUCAGCACCUUGUGCCGAUCAAGUGAACGGGCCUUAGAAACUCCUGACCAGCAGCUGAGCUCUUUUCUUAGGGGUAAAGAAGAUCUCCACUACAUGUAUGGUGAGAUGUAUUAUUGCCGUUUCCUCUUUUGAGAUGAAAUAUACUCAAAUCCUAGCUUGGUCCCACACUGCACAGAUGUAGGAUCUUAAUUUGAGCCAGUUUGCUACAGCAGGAAAUUAAUCUUGCAGGACCUGGAAAUGUGGAUUAUAAUUAAUGGACAUUUUUGUAGGGGGUCAUUUGAUACAUUUUUAAGUGGAAAUUACAAACUUCAGAAUCCUUUUUAACAUCAAAUACACUACACAAUUUGCAUUUCCUGCAUUGCAGGAAAGUUCUCCUGCAACAGGGUGAUCAAAUGAAGAUCUUACAUCUGUGUGCUGUAGCUAGCUCUUCUACUGUUGUCAAGCCAUAAACGUUGUCACGACAAUGAACGCAAACACAGCGGAGUUGGCUAAAGCACAAACGGACUGGAGCACCAGGCUACUAUCCCUCUAGCCCAGGUUUGAAAACAGCCCCUUGUCACUUCCCCUAGCCCCUGAAGGACCUGCAUAGGAGGGAGCAGUACUCCACCGACUUUUUUUGCCAAAUUCCUUAAACCUCAACUACCACUUUAAGUAAUCAUAUAGAAACCAUAUGACAAGAGAGAUCUAUAUUUAACUUUGAAUGACGCCUAGUGAGGUGAUAUUUUUAAUGCAGAGCCAUCAGAUUUAUUAACAGUUUUAACUUGUAUCAUAGCAACUGUAUAUUUUUGUAAAAGAUCACCUCAAACACAUUACUGUAUUAAGCAAUCUUUUUUUGGACUGAACAAAAGAGGUCAGGGUAUUUUUGGAUGGUUCUCUGUGGUUCCAUUGCAUUAGACCGUUUUUGUUGCAGGGCCUGUUCUGUGCGUGGACUGUUAUCAGUGUGUGAGAGAGUAAAUGAGAUUCUGUAUUUGACUAUUGGGGUUGGUGCAGUCGUAUCGUGAUGUACUGUAGAGACGAUUUAUCUCUGUCACCUAACACAAUUUAAUGUCAGUCAAAGAAUGAACAACACUGCUGCUGCAUAGAAUCAACAUUAACACUGUAAUCUGUCAUUGUUUCAUUUGAUAUGUACAGAUGUGUGUCAAUCUACACAAUGAAAGUCUAUCUGAUUGUGUGUAAUACCUUUGGUCUGUGUCUCCGGCCUACAGUAGGGGUUAGUGUUGUCUGUUGUAAAGUGUGUGCAACAUUUCAUCUACGGUUCAAGAUGCUAAACUACACUGAAGUGCUGUGUCUGUUUGGUUUGGAAAGAGAUUGAUUAACCCUUUUUGAGUCAUCUUUUUGAAGGAGUUGGAAAGUGAGUAGAUAAAAUGAAAUAGCUUAAUGAAGAAUACCCUGUUUAGCUGCUAUGCACUUCUAAACUCUUCAUGAAGGCUUUACGCAUGAAAAAUGCACUUACAUGCUUUUGGAGCUCUGUGAUUUCAGCCUUUUAACUUAAAAGAUUCAGCUGAGAAAACUCGCUCUGCUUUCAUUUCUAUGCUACUUGCUGUGUGGGGUAAUCGGCUCAAUGGCUCUAUGGUUUCUACAAAUGCAGGCCUAUUUCUCUAAAGAAUGUUCUGAAUAAAAUGUCCUGUGAAAUUA